UGUGCUGUUUUACCUCGCAGAGGUUAUGUUCACUCUUCCGAAAGUGUACUUCAUUCUCUAUGGACGAAUGUGGAGCUACCUGGCGAUCUCAACUGCAAGAGGGUACUAGCUUUGCAACUAGACUCACGCCGCGCUGCUAUAGGCUGGGGGACUGGACAAGAAAAAUUUUAGUGGGUUUUGUGUGAAUAUCACGUUAAAUAUAUCUACGAGAAAUUAAUCAUGCUUACGAGAAGAUAGCGAUCUGUCGACAGUAGCCGUAAAUACUCGAAAUUCAAUACGUGUUUGUGGACAUACCGAACUCGAUGUAGCGAUUGAUUGAAAUUUUCUUCAGUUUAGAAAGGGAUAACAAUUAAGGAAGUAUUUCAAAAUCUAACAACAUUAUCAAUUGAGCUUACCUAACAACAAUAUCAAGAGAUCGGGCGUUUAACCAUGGAAAUUUAUAUAUGAAAAAAAAGAAAAAGAAAGAAAAAGAUAUGUAAAAAAUUAUAAUAUCGAGAAUAUUGAAGCAAUGAUAAAUGGUGACAUAUAUUUAUAAAGAUUUUCCAAUUAAACAAUAUUAAUGAAUAAAAGGCAGUGAAAUAAUUUGUUUCUCUAAGUGUACCAAUGUUAUUUAAAUGAGAAAGCCAUAAUUAGAGAGCUCAUACCACGAAAUCGCAUUGAAUCACAAUUAUUUUAGUAAUAACUCUCUUUCAUUUCUGAAUUAUUCUACAAAAUCGUUUUACGAUAUAAAAUACGAGGGUUAAAUUAUUUGAAUCUAUCAAAUCUUUGUUUACCAAUAAGCCAUUGUUAAUUGUAAUGAACAAGAUAGAUGUCACACGUUUGGAAGAACUUCCUCUUAAAAAACGCGUAAAACAUCUUGAAGCCAUUAGAAGCGAAUAAAAAUGUGCUAGUAUUAUAAAUAAGCACAUUAACAGAUUAUAGUAUAUGGAUGUAAAAACACAAACGUGUGAAAUACAAAGGGAUGAAAAAAUUCGACCACGUAUUCUAGAAAGUGUUUUACAUAAGAAACAAGCUACAGUUGAUAAGAUGGAACAAAAACAAAAAUUGGAAAAAAUAGAGGAAGAGAUGGGUGAUGAUUAUGUAUUUGAUUUGAAGAAGAAUUACGAUAUCGAAGGAGAAAAGAAAUAUGACAUUAUACCAGAAAUCUGGGAAGGUCAUAACAUGCGGAUUACAUUAGUCCAGAUAUAUUCGAGAAUGAAAUUAAAACAAUUAAAAUGAGAAUAUAUCAGAGAAAAAUUUGAUAUGUACGAUUACAAAAUACCAGAAUUGAGAGAAGAAGAUAAUUAUGAAGGACGAAGUUUAUAUACAAAGACAUCUUCAAAACCAGUUUUGCCACGAACAGCUGCAGCAAAGGUACAAGACAGAUCUGUCUCGAAAUUGAAAAAACAAAUGGAAGAUCUUGAUACUGAUAUGGAAAAUAUAGAAAAUGUAUUGAAAGUCGUUUUUGGGCUAUAAUUAUCAUUAACAGUUUGAAUUUUGUAAUUUUUGUCAUUUCUGUAAUUUAGAGGAAUUUAACUUCUUCGCAAUAUAUCCGAAGUUCUCAAUGAACAAAUUAUGAAGAAAAUUAGUCUAAAUCUCUAUUUGACAAUUUAUUGUGAAUUAGCAACCUUAUACUGAGUCUGAUAUGAGU
Vespa crabro (European hornet) is the source of this 1630-nucleotide messenger RNA. RefSeq names its product nucleolar GTP-binding protein 1-like. Bases 925 to 1218 code for a protein of 97 amino acids. The record is from RefSeq and is a predicted model, not a curated record. The transcript has 5 exons. NCBI's taxonomy places the organism in Eukaryota, Metazoa, Arthropoda, Insecta, Hymenoptera, Vespidae.